AUGAAUCUAGAGAAAGAAUGGAUAAUCCGAAUAUCUAUGGGCUUGAUAGGAGCGCUUACUCAUGGCCUUUCUGUCACUCCGCAUGCGUUACUUCAUAUUGGGUUAGAUCUGGAGCGAUUUAUUCUAGACAGACUAGUGAGAGUAGAGGCCACAGGAUUUGGCACAGCUCUUAGGGCCAAAAUAGCAGAUACUUACAGAGCAUUUUCUUGCUAUGGGAUGGUCACACCUCUUAGGAACACUUAUUACAGGAGGAUGGCAGAGCAUUCCAUGUUGACAGAAGGUCAAAAUGCGCAUGCCUUUCUGAUACUCGAUGCAAAGAUAGAGAUAGACAACUUCGAUCUAAUAAUGAGAGAUAGAGCCCUCCUCCUUGGAUUCCGACAGCUGUUGAAAGUGCCUGAUGAGGUAAAAAAGAUGGCUCCUCUGAACAUACCUGGUCCACAUGAAUCUAAUCCGUCAACAACAUUCAGAAGAAUUCUAAUGGCCUCCUCCACAAAGCCCCAGGUGAUUUCCAAGCCUGUGGAGGCGUCCACUAGUAUGACCUUCUGGAAAGAGUGUCGGGAUAGAUACACACUCAAAAGGGCCUCCUCUGACAAAUCCACAUCCAUUAAGGCAACCAUCACGAAACCUGUCCAGAUAAAGGAUCAUUUGGACCUCCUGAUAGGGAAAAGUCGCACUGUAACCUAUUUAAGUGUCUACAAUAAGAAUUAUCAUGAGGAAACAUUCAAGAGAAUGAAAACACCUCCAGGGACACUGCUAAUCUCAAACAGCUCAGUGACCUGUCCUGAACAUGAUGUAAAUGCUUUUCUGGUGGACAUGCGGAGCAUGAGUUCCUCCACUUGCAAUAAGAUCCCCUAUUUGAGUUCAAUCGGAAGGACCUGGAUUUCGACAAGAGGUGGUACCACAUGGGUUGGAGUUACUAUGUUAGACGCCAACCUCACAGUGUUAACUCAUCAGGCUACAUUAUUUCCUGAUAGGGCAAUGGAAUCGUGUAAACUCACGGAAAGGAACUUAGCUCUCCACCGUCUCAAUGAGACAGCGUGGAUAAGCAUAACUACCAAAGGGCACCCGAUGACUCUUGCAGAUCUUUUUGAUGAGUAG
Messenger RNA from Spodoptera exigua (beet armyworm), 1098 nucleotides. The record is from the annotation of a GenBank genome assembly. NCBI's taxonomy places the organism in Eukaryota, Metazoa, Arthropoda, Insecta, Lepidoptera, Noctuidae.